UAACGCUAUAACAAUAUAAGUUUUGACGAUAUAACAAUUCAGUGUGACUUUUACAGAGCCCCAUUUGUAACAGUCAACGACCAUGGCAGACUCCCAGGCCGACAAUAACACUUGCGUAGUGUGUUUCAAGAAUGUCUCCUACUACUCGAUUGGCGAGUGCGACCACCCCGUAUGUUUCGAGUGUUCCACUCGUAUGCGAGUGCUGUGCUUGCAGAACGAAUGUCCCAUCUGUCGACAAGACUUAGCGAGGGUCGUGUUUACGGACUCCGUCCUGCCUUACAAAGAAUUGCGCAAUCGUGUUUUUACGGACCGGUUGUUUGAGAGGCAGUUUAAGAUAGCAUUCUGCAGUCAGGAGAUAAAGAAUGCUUAUGAGGAACUCUUGGAGAACCGCUGCCGGCUCUGCAGCAAGCUGGCGCCUUUCCGAACCUUUACAAUGCUUAGUGACCACAUGCGGAAGGUCCAUGAGAGAUAUUUCUGUGAUCUUUGUGUUAAACACUUGAAGAUAUUUACAAAUGAGCGGAAAUGCUACACGCGGCAGGAAUUAGCUCACCACAGACGAAAAGGAGACCUUGAUGACACCUCUCACAGAGGCCACCCUCUCUGCGAGUUCUGCGAGGAGCGUUUCAUGGACGCAGACGAGUUAUACCGGCACCUCCGGAAGGAGCAUUUAUUCUGCCACCUUUGCGACGCCGACGGCAAGAACCUGUACUACGCCUCUCAUGUGGCGUUGGCGCACCAUUUCCGGACGGACCAUUAUCUUUGUGAGGAGGGCGAAUGUGCUGGACAGCACCUUAUAGCUGUGUUUCGAAGCGAGAUUGAUCUUAAAGCUCACAAGGCGACGGUUCAUGGGCGCAACAUGCCGCGCGGGGCGGCGCGGCAAGCGCGGACGCUUGAGCUGCAGUUCAACAUCACGCCGCAUCCUCAGGCCCAACGGGGGGCUCCUAGAGACCGCGAGCGUGAAAUGGAACGCUCUAUAAGCCCUCCGCCGCCCGUGCAACAUGCGCCACGCAUCGACACCCGCAGCGACGAGCAGUUCCCGCGCCUAUCCGCGGCGCCGCAGACGCCCAACCUAGUACUCGGCGCCGGACAUAAGGCCUACAGAGGAGGCGACGGACUAGCCCGCAACGACCGCAACUUCCCCGCGCUGGGUAACGACAGCGGCCCGGCGCCCGCGCCCGCACCGACCUCUUCUCAGCGAGCGCCGCCGGUCGCCGCAACUAUACUGCGCAACUCCAAACCCAGCAUGUCAAUCCAGUUGCACAGUCAGCCGACGUCCGCUAGCAACUUCCGUUUAACCCAAGCCUCCGGCAACCGUGUCUCCAUACCGGCGAGACGGCCGCUGUCCGACGAUGACUUCCCCUCGCUUAGCGCGCGAGACGACCAUCCUAGCGUCGGCGCUGCGAGCCAUCAGCCGCCUAAGGUCGCCAUGAUCAACAGCCAAGAGAUGGAAGCUCUGAAGAAAAACACUUCCAACUCUCAACCAAAGAAAGCUCCGCUCAGCGGCGAGGCCUUCCCCGCGCUGUCGGGCGGGGGCGCGCCGGCCGCGCCGCCGCAGUGGAUCACCGUCUCCAAGCAGAAGGACAAGCCCCGGCCCCGCGCCGAGCCGCCCCGCGAGCCCGCCUUCCACCCCGUCGCCGACUUCCCCGGCCUCCCCGCCAACACCAAACACAAGCCCAAGAAGGCUCCACCCGCGCAGCCCGUCCGCCCGCAGCCGCAACCGCAGCCCGUCCACACCCCCGCCGCCAACUCGGACGCCAAACUCUCCAAGAAGGAGAAGAAGAAGCAGAACGGCGCGAGAAAGGAGAACGUCUACGAUAUAGACUUGACCCUCGUCAACGGAAUUGAGGAUCUGAAGUAUGUCGACCCGAACGCGCUGGCGGCCUCGGCCAACACUCCCACUCAACACCGGAACAUCAAGACCGUAGACUCGGUCACCGUCAAUGACAAGGAGCGCAACGGCGGCAACGGAGAUUUCUCUUUAGCGGCCAAGGAGUUCCCGUCGCUCUCGAAAUCGAACAACGUGGUGCCCGUUAACAACUUCGCGAAGGUGCCGAACGGGGUACCGCCGGGCUUCAAAGCGCGGCCGGCAUGCGACGGGAUGACGUUCACGAAUUCGUCCGGGCAGACGUUCAACGCGCCCGUGCACGCGUACAUCCCGCCGCUGAACUUCGAGAACAGGAACCGCGCGCUCGUGAACAAGUUCGCGGCCGCGCUCGGCGGCGCCGAGGCGAUGGAGGAGUUUAAGGUGGCGUCGCGCGCCUUCCGGGACAGCCAGAUCGGAGCGGACGAGUUUUAUGCGCACUGCGAAUCCGCGCUGGGGGGACAAACGGAGGCGCUGUUCGCGGAACUGGUGGCGCUGUUACCGGACAUCGGCAAGCAGCAGGAGCUGGCGGUGGGGCGCGCCGUGGCGCUGCACACGUGCGCGGCGUGCGGCCAGCUGCUGGCGCCCGCCGACCGCGCCGCGCACGACGCCAAGCACUGGCCGCCGCUCGGCCGCUAGCUGGUCGGGACCGAGUGACACCGAGUGUGACCUAAUCGAUAAACUAGGACUUUGGACCCGUUUAAAUCCGUCGAGGGUUUCCACCGUGGCUACGGUUAUGGUUAGGGAGAUUUUGCUGUACGUGAUUAGGAGCAUUCCACGGAAUUGACUACCCAAUUUUUUUUGCCAUAAUGUGAAAAGUGUUCAGUAAGCUAAUCAUUGCAUUGGAAAAUUGUACAUAAUAAGCUAAAUAAAAUUAUUUUGUACGGGACUACAGAGCAUGGAAAUUGGAAAUAUUGGAAUGCCCUAACAGUCGAGACGUCUCCUUAGAAUGUGUUGGAACUAAAGUUAGAACUCUGACAAGUGGUCGGUUUAUAAUAAGUCUAUCUUGGUGUCAUGAAAAAUGUUUACAAAAAUGUAUCCUAAACUUCGAGAUCUAAUUAAUAAUUUAGCAAAUGCGCUAAUGUCUCAAGUAGACCUUUUUGUAAUUUUUAGCUGUGUCGAGACGAAUGAUAAUAAGAUAUAAUAUAUUUUCACCGAGUGUGACUCUGUAAAAUAGCUAGCUACCGACACUGUAGUGUUACUGUUAAGGUAAACGUGUAAUAAAUGUGAUAUCUUCGACAUAAAUACUGUAGUUGUACGCGGGUACUGUUGCUGUUAAUACGCGAGCUUAUGUACAUAGUAGUUUCCAGAUAUCAAAUUCACUCGAUAAAGACCGUAUUUGUACGGUGUCUGUUCUACAUUUACAGCAAAUUCUUUGUUACUAUAAUUCUAUAGAAAUCAUUCGAAAUUGAUCAAGAAAACACAGACAUUUAUUAGGUUUUUAGAAUCACAAAUAUUGUGAUUGUGUACCGAGCCCAUUUCGUGUGCUGUUCAUAUAUGCAUAAAAUAGGAUGUGUAGGUUUAAGUCACACAAUUGACGUAAUAUCGUAAAUUUAUGUUGAAACAUUGUAGUUUGUUACGUUCAAAUGAAAGCUACAAAUUAUAGAGUGGCCCUAGUUGGUCUGAAAUUGGCUCAAUCUGUUUUUAUAUUGCAUCAUUUGCAUCUAAAUUGUAAUUUAGGGUGCUCUAAUGCUAAGUUAUAAAUAUUUGACGAAUUAUUUAUGGUCUCAAAAAUAUGUUUCUUUGUACAGAUAUCAAGGCCCGGUUCACACAUCUAUCAGUGUUAAGUGACACUUUACACUAAUCCGUGUGUAAUUUGGGCCUAAUAUAAAUUAUAAUUAUGCAAAUAUAGUUUGAUAUAACUUUGUAAAUUAAAUGUGGUUUGUUAUUUACUGAUUUUGAUUUUGUACCUUCUUAGAAAACCUAUUGCUAGAAUCAUACUAGGCUGCGUGGUUAUGACGACGUAGUAUUCAUUUUGUUUGAGUUAAGGUACAAAAUCAUAAACUUUAUCAACAGCGGCUCUAAGCUGCGUUAAUUUUUUUUUGUUUCGAUAAUGAGGAAGCAAACUAAUAUUAUAUCACGCCAGGCAGCGCCACUAUAACCGCCUGUUGAUAGUGUCCAAUCACAUAGAUUUUUUCUGGCCUUGCAAUUUUGCAAUAUGUGACAUUAUCUGGAUAAAGGGACUUUAUUGUGGAUGGCGCUUACGUCCCGCGGAGUCGUAUUUGUACACGAACAUCGCUCAUAACGCCGUAAGCGGCAUCGACAAUAAGAUCCCUUUACCCAGAUAAUGUCACAUAUACUAGGGGGGGGUCACGUGGUAAAGGCCCAGGCCCCCUGCUGGCUGGAUCCGGGCAUACCUCGCUGUGUGGACCCAUAUUCACACUUUGGCACGUAUUCCACCAUUAUUCUGCGCUACAGACUAUUAAUUACGUAGAAUACAACCUACACUGAUAUAAUUCUUCUACUUAUCGUGUCACAUAUUUUCAAUAUCUAAGAAAAUACACAAUAUAAGUAGUAACAGCAAAAUGAAUUUGUUAGACUACUUGUUGCCGAGAAAUUCGGAAAUCAAUAAUUCUAUCGCUUUUCUUAAUACCUGCAAUUUUGAAACUUAUUUCUGUGAAAUAAGAGUCAAAAUUAUUUACUUAUUCCUAAAUUUCGUAGAAUAGCCGUGAAAUACAUGACCUCAUGGCCAUGUGUUUGUUUGGGCACAGUGUGGAUCCACAUGUUAUGUUGCUGCUUUGACAGUUCUAAAAGUGUGCUAUUAAAAUUAAGUGUGAAAUUCUACCUUUAUACUAACAUAAAACUUGUACUAACGCUUUCACAGAAUAGACUAUGUUAAUAAAUAUUCUUUAAGGUAAAAUUUUCCUGUAUAGCACAGCAUAGCCUUAUUUAUUACAAAGCCAUAUGCGAGUGUGUUUAGUAAAACGUUCCACUUUGUCGGUUACCAAUAAGGCGAGAUUUACUUGUAUCUUUAUAUGAAUAAACCGACAAAGCGGCUUUAUAGCAAUCGACAAAAAUGGGACGUUUUCCGUGCACACUCACAUAUGUUGGGACAGUGAACGCUUUAAAGUGUCUUUCUUACGUGCGAUGGUUUCAAUUCUGUUAAUUGGCCUUUAUGUACAUUGAAACAAAGAGUUAAAUGUAGUAGUACAAUUCAUAACUUUACUGAGUUUAAACACUGGUAAUAAAUUGAUCAUGAUCAAUCAAAAUGAGCCCACUUGCCAGUCCAGUUAACCUGCUUACUUUUUGUAUUUACGCUCCUUUUUUCUUGGUAAGGCAGAAUUCAUCGUAUCACUUUAUAAACUAAAAAUGUGUAAAAAUAAAGCAUUCAAGAGGACGUUCAACAUGAAAUUGUUUAAAAACUGUAAUAUUUUUGUACUGUUGGGGUAAAACCAAGGUAAAACACAUUAUGUGUAAAAUAUUUUUGUUAAAUAAUUUUAUUGGUUUUAUUAAGCUUUCAAAUUGUACUAAUGUACGGACAAUAUAAAAUGUAUAGGUAAUGAGCAAGACGGAACCGAGAUUAAAAUAAACAUUGGUCUCUACAUA
Molecule: messenger RNA, 5407 nt
Organism: Leguminivora glycinivorella
Lineage: Eukaryota; Metazoa; Arthropoda; Insecta; Lepidoptera; Tortricidae
Product: E3 ubiquitin-protein ligase ZNF598
Exons: 10
Coding region: 83-2500 (805 amino acids)
Biological process (GO): rescue of stalled cytosolic ribosome; protein ubiquitination
Molecular function (GO): ribosome binding; ubiquitin protein ligase activity
Source: RefSeq, a predicted model, not a curated record